GGUAUGGUAAUUUUCAGAGGUGUUUUCUGUUCUUAUCUGAAGUUAUUAAUGCAUCUGUUGUUCUAUUAUUAUCAGAUCCUAGGACUCAGUUUCUGUGCAGAUACACGCGUUGGAGAUACAUCAAGACCAGGAAUAUCAGGUGGCCAAAAGAGACGAUUAACUACAGGUAACUUAAGCAUUCACAUGCACAUUGGUUCUAAUAUCUUUCAAGACAAACUUCAUAUUUGGUAUGUAUAUAUUAUCUACUGCAGGUGAGAUGAUCGUAGGUCCAAUCAAAACUCUGUUCAUGGAUGAAAUAUCAAAUGGUUUGGACAGCUCAACAACGUUCCAGAUUGUAUCUUGUCUCCAACAUUAUGCACUUCUGUCUGAAGGAACCAUAGUGGUUUCACUGCUUCAGCCUGCACCAGAAACGUUUGACCUUUUCGACGAUGUGAUUCUUAUGGGAGAAGGAAAGAUAAUCUACAUUGGUCCAAGGGAUUAUAUUUGUAGAUUCUUUGAGGAUUGUGGAUUUAAAUGUCCAACUAGAAAAUCUGUUGCUGAAUUUCUUCAGGAGGUUAUCUCAAGGAAAGAUCAAGAACAGUAUUGGUGUCAUAUAGACAAACCAUAUUCUUAUGUAUCCAUUGACUCAUUUAUUGAGAGGUUCAAAAAGUCUGAGCUUGGGUUACAACAACAAGAGGAACUCUCCAAGACACCUGACAAGUCUCAGGCUCAGAAAGAUGCUUUAUGCUCAAGAAAAUACUCACUUAGCAACUGGGAGAUGUUAAAAGCUUGCUCAAGGAGAGAGUUUCUUCUGAUGAAACGAAACUCUUUUGUUUAUGUAUUCAAGUCUGGACUCUUGAUUUGCAUUGGAUCUAUUACAAUGACCGUUUAUCUAAGGACUGGGUCUAAAAGAGAUCUAGUGCAUGCUAAUUAUCUAAUGGGUUCUUUGUUCUUUUCAAUCUUUAAAAUGCUUGCUGAUGGAAUUCCAGAACUCACACUAACAAUCUCAAGGUUGUCAGUGUUCUACAAGCAGAAAGAGUUGUACUUGUAUCCUGCUUGGGCUUAUGCAGUUCCUUCAGCUAUUUUAAAGAUACCCAUUUCAGUUCUUGAAGCGUUUAUGUGGACGUCGUUGACAUAUUAUGUCAUUGGUUAUAGUCCUGAUAUUGUCAGGUUCUUUCGCCAGUUCUUGAUCUUCUUUGCUUUACACCUUUCAUGCAUAUCAAUGUUCCGUGCUAUAGCUGCCACUUUUCGAGAUUUUGUUCUUGCCACAACAAUGGGAUCAGUCUCUAUAGUGCUUCUCUCAUUAUUUGGAGGAUUCGUCCUUCGAAAACCGUCCAUGCCUGCUUGGCUUCAGUGGGGUUUCUGGUUGUCUCCAUUGUCAUAUGCUGAGAUUGGUCUAACCUCAAAUGAAUUUUUCUCUACACGGUGGAGUCAGACAACAUCUGGAAACAGAACGUUAGGGGAAGAAGUUCUUGAUGCUCGAGGGCUGAACUUUGGUGAUCAAUCUUACUGGGGUGCAUUUGGUGCUUUAAUUGGCUUCACAUUCUUCUUCAAUGUUGUUUUUGUACUGGCUUUGACAUUUCUAACGACUUCAAAUAGGUCUCGUGCGAUUGUGUCUAGUGAUGAUGAUAACGCUCAAAGUUCAGGAAACCAUACUAAGUCAAGUUCUAAAAUUGCUACCCAGUCCAAAAAUGCAUUACCUUUCAAACCCCUAACUUUCACAUUUCAAGACGUCCGUUAUUUCGUCCAGACUCCUCAGGGCAAGAAGGUGCAGCUUCUCUCUAACGUUACAGGCGCAUUCAAGCCCGGUGUUCUCACUGCUCUAAUGGGUGUGAGUGGUGCUGGUAAAACGACUCUGAUGGAUGUUCUUUCUGGAAGGAAAAGCCGCGGUGACAUUGAAGGAGAGAUCCAAGUAGGUGGUUACCGUAAGGUUCAAGAAACAUUUGCAAGGGUUUCAGGUUACUGUGAGCAGUUUGAUAUUCACUCUCCCAAUUUAACCAUAGAGGAGUCCUUGGAAUACUCUGCUUGGCUUCGACUUCCUUCUAGCAUCAACUCUGAAACAAAAAGGGCAAUAGUCAGAGAAGUUCUUGAGACGAUAGAGCUGGAGGAGAUUAAAGAUUCCCUAGUAGGACUUCCGGGAGUUAGCGGGUUAACAACAGAACAACGCAAGAGACUGACAAUAGCUGUGGAGCUUGUUGCCAAUCCUUCAAUCAUAUUCAUGGAUGAACCAACCACUGGAUUAGAUGCAAGAGCUGCUGCAAUUGUAAUGAGAGCUGUGAAGAAUAUCACAGAGACUGGUAGAACUGUUGUUUGCACCAUUCACCAACCGGGAACAGAUAUCUUUGAAGCUUUUGAUGAGCUGGUUUUGAUGAAAAAUGGAGGAAAGAUUAUCUAUCAUGGACCUCUUGGACAACAUUCAAGCAAUGUUAUUGAAUACUUUAUGAGGAUUCCUGGAGUUCCGAAAAUGAAAGAGAACACUAAUCCAGCCACUUGGUUACUAGACAUUACUUCAAGAUCAUCAGAAGACAAAACUGGUGUUGAUUUGGCCCAAAUCUACAAGGAAUCUUCUUUGUUUAAGGAGAACAACAUAGUAAUAGAGCAAAUGAGAGGUACAUCUUCAGGAACAGAAGAACUAACCUCCUUGACGCGAUAUGCUCAAACAGGUUGGGGACAGUUCAAGGCAUGCCUAUGGAAACAACACCUCUCUUAUUGGAGAAACCCUUCCUACAAUCUCACUCGCAUCCUCUUCAUGUGUCUUACCUCUUUGAUCUGUGGCGUUCUGUUCUGGCAAAAGGCUAAUAAAAUAAACACUCAACAAGAUCUUUUCAAUGUAUUGGGCUCAAUGUACACGGUGGUUCUUUUCACUGGAAUAAACAAUUGCUCUACAGUGUUAUUCUGCAUUGCAACCGAAAGAAAUGUCUUCUACCGCGAAAGAUUUGCUCAAAUGUACAACUCAUGGGCGUACUCCCUUGCACAGGUGUUGGUUGAGAUUCCAUACUCAUUAGUCCAGUCUAUUUUAUGUAUGGCAAUCUUAUAUCCUAUGGUUGGCUAUCACUUCUCUGUGUACAAAGUGUUUUGGAGCUUCUAUGCAGUCUUCUGCUCGUUGCUCAUAUUCAACUACUUUGGCAUGCUUUUAGUCGUCAUCACUCCAAACAUUCACGUUGCUUUUACUCUCCGUUCGGGCUUCUACUCAAUGGUUAAUCUCUUCGCUGGUUAUGUCAUGCCAAAACCUAGCAUUCCGAAAUGGUGGAUUUGGAUGUAUUACUUGAGUCCCACGUCAUGGGUUUUGAAUGGAUUGCUCACAUCUCAGUAUGGAGAUAUGGAGAAAGAGAUAGUAGCAUUUGGAGAGACGAAGAAGGUUUCAGAUUUCGUGGAAGAUUAUUUUGGUUUCAGAUAUGAUUCUUUGGCUCUUGUAGCUAUCAUUCUCAUUGCCUUUCCCAUUCUCUUGGCUUCUCUUUUCGCAUUCUUCAUAGAUAAACUCAAUUUCCAAAAGAAGUGACGAUUCUUAUAAUCCUGCUUCACAGGGUCAGUAUGAAAAUAUUUUUUUUGGUAUUUAGCAAAUAAAUAAAUUAAGCUUUCUAGAUCUA
Messenger RNA from Brassica napus (rape), 3566 nucleotides. Its product is annotated as ABC transporter G family member 43-like. The coding region runs from base 230 to 3478 and encodes 1082 amino acids. Gene Ontology annotation, cellular component: membrane. Gene Ontology annotation, molecular function: ATP hydrolysis activity; ABC-type transporter activity; ATP binding. The record is from RefSeq and is a predicted model, not a curated record. Lineage: Eukaryota; Viridiplantae; Streptophyta; Magnoliopsida; Brassicales; Brassicaceae. The transcript has 14 exons.